Messenger RNA from Colletotrichum graminicola M1.001, 708 nucleotides. Its product is annotated as synaptobrevin. Gene Ontology annotation, biological process: vesicle-mediated transport. The transcript is spliced from 2 exons. Gene Ontology annotation, cellular component: membrane. NCBI's taxonomy places the organism in Eukaryota, Fungi, Ascomycota, Sordariomycetes, Glomerellales, Glomerellaceae. The coding region runs from base 1 to 708 and encodes 235 amino acids. The record is from RefSeq and is a predicted model, not a curated record.
AUGGCUUCCUCAUCAACGCCCGUUACCCCUUUGCUUUACUCGUGCAUAGCACACAACAACACUAUCCUCAGCGAAUGCACGACAUCCGCCUCGUCGCAAACCUCAUCCCUCGCCUCCAUCAUCCUCCCCAAGAUCGAUCACAGCAGCCCCCAGAAGCUGACCUAUACACACGGUACGCACCACAUUCACUACAUCGCCGAGGCACCUUCGGAUCACCCAGACCACCCUUCCGCCGGCGGGCUCACCUUCCUCGUCAUCGCGGAUGCCUCACUGGGCCGCCGCAUCCCCUUCGGUUUCCUCUUCGAGAUCCGCCGCCGCUUCCUCGAGCAGUUCCCCGCCGAGUCGACCGAUUAUGCCGAGCUACCCAACUACGGCGCCGCCAGUUACAAUGGCCAACUAAAGAAGUUCAUGGUCGACUACGGCACCACGAACGGCGGCAAGGACGACGCCAUCUCCAACGUCCAGCGUGAGAUUGAUGACGUCCGUGGCAUCAUGACGCGCAACAUCGAGGGCCUGCUUGAGCGCGGCGAGCGCAUUGACCUGCUCGUCGACAAGACGGAUCGUCUCGGCGGCAGCGCCCGCGAGUUCCGCGUCCGCAGCCGUGGCCUGAAGCGCAAGAUGUGGUGGAAGAACGUCAAGCUCAUGGCGUUGCUCACGCUGGUCGUCGUGCUGAUUAUCCUUGCGAUUGUGGUUGCGGUGAAGAACUGA